Messenger RNA from Pseudozyma hubeiensis SY62, 1146 nucleotides. RefSeq lists its product as hypothetical. Gene Ontology annotation, molecular function: acetyltransferase activity. Lineage: Eukaryota; Fungi; Basidiomycota; Ustilaginomycetes; Ustilaginales; Ustilaginaceae. The coding region runs from base 1 to 1146 and encodes 381 amino acids. The transcript has a single exon. The record is from RefSeq and is a predicted model, not a curated record.
AUGCCGAACCUUCGUCCGAAACACCUCGCUUCCCGGCUCACCGAAGCGCAAACCCGAACCGUCCUCUCCACCAUCUCCUUUCCACAUUUCACCCCAACCUCCUCCCUCCCACCACCGACGCUAACCACCCUCUCUCUGCUGCACAUCCAUUUCCUCACAACGUUUCCCUUCGAAGCACUGUCCCUCAACUACGAGCCUGGUGGGCUCAUGUCUCCUCACCUCCCUGACAUCUACUCUCGCUUCGUCGAACGCCGUUUGGGUGGGGGUUACUGUCUGCAGGUGAACCAGUUGUACCGCGAGAUGCUGUCUGCGUUAGGGUUUCGAUGGAUCGGAGUGAUGGGUCGGGUUUUCGCGAACGGCGAUUGGAGCGGGUUGACGCAUACCACGACACUGGUUCUGCUGGAUUCGCACGUGGACUCCAGCAAAAAGGUCUACUACUUGUCGGAUGUUGGGUUUGGAAGUAGUCCGCAUAGACCGUUGCUGCUGCGAGAUGGGUGGGAGGAGUUCGGUCGGGGUGGGGAAAAGUUUCGACUCGUUAAAGCAGAUGUUCAUCCCAGCUCGAUUUUCGAGGAAAGUGAUGAGCAGACCGACGAUGCCGAAGUGCUCGCGAUUGCUUCAAAUCAGACCACUUGGAGGCUGCAAAAUCGCAAGAAAGCAGACAAGGAUUGGGAGAACUGCUACUCCUUCUCACCCUUAGAAUGCUUCACACCCGACUACAUUGCCACCAACAAAGCCACCAGCCACGCCCAGUCUGUCCCCUUUGCAACCACCAUCCUCGUCGUACGCUACCUCUUACACCUGCAGCUCGUAUCACAAUCCGAGGCACUGGUAGAGAGGGAUGGGCUGGCGAAGGAUCUGUAUCCGUACCAUCCGAGUGUAGUGGAGCAGAGGUUGAUCGUAGGAGACAGGUAUCUAGUCAGGGUGGGGGACGAGGUCAAGGUGGACAAAGUCAUCAGCAGCGAGGAGGAGCGGGUGGGGUUGUUGAAGAGCGAGUUCGGGUUGCUGCAGCAUGUAGAGACGCAGGUGGCGGUGAACGAGAUCAGCGGUAAGCCGUCGAGGUUGAAAUCCGACGAGAAGAAGGUCAAGGAGGAGCACAAGGUCGAGGUGAAUGGAAGCAGCACACGCAGCACAAUAGACACAGCAUGA